Molecule: messenger RNA, 3543 nt
Organism: Planococcus citri (citrus mealybug)
Lineage: Eukaryota; Metazoa; Arthropoda; Insecta; Hemiptera; Pseudococcidae
Product: poly [ADP-ribose] polymerase-like
Exons: 14
Coding region: 1146-3377 (743 amino acids)
Biological process (GO): double-strand break repair; protein poly-ADP-ribosylation
Cellular component (GO): nucleolus
Molecular function (GO): NAD+-protein mono-ADP-ribosyltransferase activity; zinc ion binding; DNA binding
Source: RefSeq, a predicted model, not a curated record
CUUUUUGGGAACGACUGUCUGUGUUCCUGUAUUGUUUCUGUGUGAAUAUUUUUUUGUCUGCAAUGGAGUGUUCAAGUUUUUUAAAGUGCAUAAAUGUGAAGUGGAAACCGUCAAAACAAAAUAUCUACUUUUUAGAAUUUUUCGUAAAAAACCGUGAAUUUUGACAAUUUUAAGCAAGAAGCUAGGUUGAUUAUUUUUUAUGGAAAAGCGCAAAUUAUUGGCAAUUAUUGGUCAAAAAAAAUUAUGCUUUUUUGUAAUCUUUGUUGAAAAUGGUAUAGACAUUUUUUUGGUCAUUUAAUAUUUUUUAUAUAGGGAAAAUAGCGGGAUUUUCAGAUAAUUUUUAGAAAGGGGAAUGAAUACUUACUUCUCGAAUGUUUUUGUGAAAAAGGAGACUAUAUUUUUGGCAAGAAACUAGCCUAUUUGGAAUUUUUGAUAAAAGGGUACCGAAAAAAAUGUAAAAUAAUUCUGAAAAUUAUACAAAUCUGACCCGAAAAAUUCGAUUUGGCAACGCUUCCAACGCAAUAAAAAUGUGUACCUACGAAUACGAAUAUUAAUGCAGAAAUGCGAAAGUAUACAAUGUUUGAUAAUUUAUUCGAAAUAAAUUCGAUUCCGGUUUGCGUUCGCGAAUAAAUUAGUAUAAUUUGAUUAUCUACUGAUAAAAUUGAACAGCAAAAUUUUACACACUCGACCACUGCAAUGUACCAUGUGAUUUUCAACAAUUUCGUUGUCGGUAGUUACUUAAUUAUCUACUGAUAAAGCAUACUCGCAGAUUUGCUGGUUCACAUUCGAGACACGUUUUAUUUUUGCGAACGGCUGCAUUCCUCGUAUACUGUUUCUGUGUGAAUUUUUUUCGUCUGCUAUGGAGUGUUCGAAUUUUUUAAAGUGCAUAAAUGUGAAGUGGAAACCGUCAAAACAAAAUUGUAAAGGGGGGGGUAUCUUACACUUUUCCCUGAAAGGAGUCCCUUUUGAAAGCACGUAGGUCAGCAGAGUUUUCCGAUGACAACAUCGUGGGAAAAACUAUGACGUCAACGCAUCUAGGAAAAUUGAGAACAGAAUUACUUACCAAUAAAUAACCAUGAAAAUCAAAACUCAUAGUUGUUAUUAUUCUCGCAAUCACAUUUCCAUAAUCUUCUCAACAUCUUACGAUGGAUUUGCCAUUUCGUGCAGAAUACGCCAAGAGUCGUAAUUCUCGUUGUAAAGGGUGCAAUACUCUCAUAGCUAAAGACACAUUGAGAUUAGCUGUUAUACGCCAGGGGUUCACAUUUGACAAAAGAUUUGCGCGUUGGUAUCACGUUCCUUGUUUCUUCGAUACACAGCUUGUGAAAAGUGUUGGAGAUAUAUCGAAUUUCGAAUCACUGAGAAGCGCCGACCAACAAUUGAUCUUGUCUAAAGUGGCUGGAGAACCUUCUGGAUCAACUAGUGGACGAGUUAGUAAUGGAGUAUCUGCUGGAGGAAUUGAAGAUAUUGAAGAACAGAAUGAAAUGAUUUUUCGUUACCGCGAUCAUUUGAAAUUACUACAGAGGAAACAUUUGACUGAUUUACUGGAACAUAACAAUCAAGAAACUAUUGCUGCGCGUGAGGGUAUCGAAACUAUUCAUGAUAGAUUAGCUGAUGCGAUGACGUUCGGAGCAUUACUUCCAUGCGAAGAAUGCGGACACAGUCAAAUAGUGUUUCGUUCUGGUGUUGGAUAUUUAUGUUUGGGCAACAAAGACGCAUGGGUCAAGUGUGAAACAGUUACAGAUGACCCCAAACGAAAACCUUUUCUAGUGCCAGAUCAUUUGAAAGACUCUCCAUUUUUAGCGUCGUACAAAUAUAAACCUCAGAAAAGAAUUCUUCAAUAUAAUAAACCCACGGACUCGAAUCCUCUCACUUUUAGCGGUGGCAAGUACGAGUCAAAUCUUCCAUCCAAGGUAAAGCUCAAAGUUCAAAAUGGUGUGGCCGUUGAUCCAGCCUCUGGAUUGGAGGAUGUUGCUCAUGUGUACCGUUUCCGCAAACACAUCUAUUCCGCUGUACUUUCUCGAGUUGACCUACAGUCCGGAUGUAACUCUUACUAUAAACUUCAAGUUUUGGAAUCUAAUGAUAAAAAAAUGUAUUGGUUGUUUCGGGCUUGGGGACGUGUUGGUACUCAUAUCGGAAAACCUUUACUCAAAAUUAAGGCUAGUAAAGAAGACGCCAUCGGCGAUUUCGAGAAGAUAUUCGAAAAAAAAACCGCCAACAAGUGGAGAAAUCGCGCUAAUUUCGUUAAAGUUGCUGAUAAAAAAAAUUGGGUUGAUGUUUCAUACGAAUAUGUAAAGUCCGCAGUGCCUUCCAAACUUCAGCAGCCUGUUCAUAAUCUAAUCGCUCUCAUAUUCAACGAAGAUACUAUGAAAAACAUCAUGUUAGAGUUUGAGCUGGAUACGGAGACAAUGCCGUUGGGUAAACUGAGUAAAGAACAGAUAAGGAAAGCUUUCAAUGUACUCAAUGAACUGCAGAAAUAUAUCUCAACAUCUGGUGAUCGUAAAACAACCAACUGGAAGAUAUUGGCUUUGACUAACCAGUUUUAUACUUUGAUUCCGCAUAGUGUCGGUGUUGAUAAUCCGCCGUUGCUCGAUCAUCUGGAUACUAUAAAACAAAAAUAUGAAAUGUUGCGCGCGUUAAUGGGAAUGGAAAUUGCGUACUCUAUACGCAAAGAUGUAAAAUCUGAAAAGAACGAUGUUGACCCAAUCGAUUCGUAUUAUUUAAAAUUGAAAACCUGUAUCAGUCCUUUGAACAGAACUGAUCGGGAAUUUCAAAGGAUACAAUUGUAUGUUGAAAACAGUCAUGCCGAAACCCAAAGCGAUUACAAUCUAGAAAUCGUAGAAAUUUAUACAGUCGAAAGACGAGGAGAGCGUAAGCGAUACGAACCAUUCAAAAAGUUACACAACAGGAAGUUAUUGUGGCACGGUUCCAGACUUCCCAACUUCGCCGGCAUCCUAUCUCAGGGUCUUCGUAUUGCUCCUCCGAAAGCUUUAAAAACCGGUUAUCGGAAUUGGUUCGGUAAUGGUAUCUACUUCGCUGACAGGGUGUCGAAAUCGGCGAAUUUUUGCUAUUCCAAGAAUACGAACAAUACUGGUCUGGUAUUAUUAUGCCAAGUAGCACUUGGAGAUAUGCACGAACUUGAACGCAAAAAAAAAUUAUCGAAGCCACCCGCAGGUAAGCACAGCGUCCUAGGAUUGGGUCUAAGAGAACCUGAUCCUAGUCAAUCCUUUGUUCGAAAAGAUGGCGUUGAAAUACCAUUGGGAAAAGAAAUUCUGAUCAACGACCCAGGGAGAUGGUUGGAUUACAACGAAUAUGUUGUUUAUGAUGCCGCUCAAGUCAAAGUGGAAUAUUUGGUACAGCUGAAGUUCAAUUACAAGUGAUUUUCAAAGGACAGAAGAAGUUAUAUGUAGUUAUUUCGUUCUAAUUCCAUUCUUUAUUGUUACUUAAUUUGAUCCUUCAUUAAUUACUAGUAUUAUAAAAGACAUUUACUUACUUAAUUUUUUAUUUUUGUAAUUUAAUUUCGAAUUAAAGAGUUUUUUUGAUGAA